GGCACAAGGCAGCAGUGUGCGUCCUGCUCCCCAGCCUUGCUCGGCUCAGCACCCGCCAUGGCUCUGCGCCUCCUCCUGCCCCUGCUGCUGCUGCUGGCUGCUACCCUCCUCAUCGCCCAGGCUCAAGGCAUUGGCAGCUCGGCCUCGGACUGCUGCCUGAAGAACAGCCAGAAUGCCAUCCCCAGGAGCCUGGUGAAGUCCUACAUCCUCCAGGGAUCCGAGUCGGGAUGUUUGCUGCGUUCUGUCGUGUUUAUCACCAAGAAGAACAAGAAAAUCUGCGCCUCUCCCACCGACCCUGCUGUCCAGAAGCUGAUGCAGCACCUGGACAAGAAGGUGAAGAAUGACAAGAAGGACAAGAAGAAGGGACAGUCCCCGCGUCCCGGGGGCAGACCCAAGCGGCAGAAGCGGCAGCGGGUCUAAGUCAGGCCUGAAGAGGACGGAUUGCCUUCCCCACCGAUGACUGACCCACCGCCCGGCAAUGGACAUCCACAGACCACCCACCCACCUGAUGGCCCGGGGCAAGGACAGGGCUGGCCGGGGGGGCUGCCCUCUUCUCCGCAGCCCCCUCGGCGCUGCUGUGCCUGCCACAGAGAUCCCCCCAGCCGGGACCCCCGCACCAGCUGGGUGCUCUUGGCGGCGGGGGGGUUCCCGGGUCUUUGCUUGCCCCAUGGCCAUGCCAGUGGGGACCUGGACCCACGUGGCAGCUGAGCCGUGGCCCCAAGGGGAAAGUGGGCAGCCUUCCUGCCAGAGGGGAUUUCUGUAGCUUGGCAGGAUGGCAGCUUUUCCUGUGAAUUUUUUUUUCGGGGGCGGGGGGUGGGGGGGGGCGGUUUAUACAUUUGUAUUUAUAUUUAAAGACUGCGCUUUCAUCAGUUCUUCCUGGAGGGCUCUACUUCUGGCUCCUUGUGCUUCACAGAGUACCCUUUAUGCUGCAGGCUGGCUUUUCUGGAAGAUUGCUUUUAUUUUUCUACCAAAUAAAUGAUGGCUGCUUUUCAUUUUCCUCUCACCCGUUUGCUCCUUUUUGGCUUGCAGGGCUGUGGGGUGCCAGGCAGGUCCCAUGUCCCCAUGGUCCUGCCCGGGCUGCUUGCUAGGAGCUUCCUCACAGGGCAAUUGACAGCAUCGGAGAUGGAGAGUUUAGGGACAGCGGGGGUGACAAUGUAGCUGUAUGUCUGGCCUCUUCUAGGCUUUCCCUUUGGCUUCUGUAGUGCGCUGUUGCAGUGUAGUUUGGAAGAAGAUAGACAGGAUUUGUCCCUGUGGUUUUUUUUUUUUUAAUUUUUUUUUUUAGGUACAAAAUUUCAAUGAAAUCAGAACAAGUUGUUCAUUUUAAUGGAAUUAUACCCGUUUAUCUCCCUUGGUUUUGCUGUUGUCAGAGAUUCAGACUUUAUUAAGUCAAAUACCUAUUUUUCUUGGGGGGGAAAAAAAAAAAGAAACACUCAUAUGCUUUCUUCCCAAGUCUGAAAAGAGCCCACUUAGUGAAGGCUGCACCUGAGUCUGUGCAGGUGGGGAAACAGAAGACUUUACAAAACCCAUCGCAGACACGCUGCAGCCGUUUGAGAGCAGCUCUAUCCCAAACCCUUAGCAAAAUGAGAAGUCACCAAGCCGGGGACGCCAUAAGGUGAGACUGCGAGUAGAGGGGGGACAGAUCCCAGGGAAGGCGGCUGGUGGGGAAACGGCAUCUCCUUCUGCUUGCAAACCCCCUCCGGCAUGCCGAAAGGAGCAAGUUGAAAGGCUGUACCGCAGCCGCAGUGCUAUCUGCUUGCAGAGACUUCAGACGUGGACUUGGGUCAGUAAAGGUCUAUUAAGUCAUAUAAUUGCAAUAAUAGGAUUUGCGGGGCUUAACAGUAUCAGCAAAGGCUGUGUGUUGGCUGGAGUAAAGCUUGUAGCUGAGUGCCUCUAUCAAGCAGGUUUAUCUGUCUUGAUUGCUUUAUUAGGCGGGCAUUUAGGUUUAUUAUUUUAAGGCUGUGUAAAGAAACUGUGAAGUCCAAGAUACCGUCCCUGCGUACGGGACGGGCGCUGAGCUGGCUCCCUGCUGCCCUCCCCUCCACGUGGGAGCAGGCGGCCGCCUGCCAGCCCGGCUUUUGGACAGGAAGCGAGGCAAUAAAAUAUAUCCUUUACAACCAAACUCA
This is a messenger RNA of Chroicocephalus ridibundus (black-headed gull), 2123 nucleotides long. RefSeq names its product C-C motif chemokine ligand 21 (gene CCL21). Gene Ontology annotation, cellular component: extracellular region. The record is from RefSeq and is a predicted model, not a curated record. Lineage: Eukaryota; Metazoa; Chordata; Aves; Charadriiformes; Laridae. The transcript is spliced from 4 exons. Gene Ontology annotation, biological process: immune response. The coding region runs from base 58 to 420 and encodes 120 amino acids. Gene Ontology annotation, molecular function: chemokine activity.